AUGUAUAAUAGAUUUUUUUUAAUAACUUACACAUUUUGUUUUGCUCCUGGAUUUGGAUUCGGUCCUGGAUUUGGAUUUGGUCGUGGAUUUGGGAUUUGGAUUUGGGAAUUGAUUUUUAUAGGUGAAUUUCAUACUUGGAGACUUCCAUGUGUUGAACUUUGGGAUGAUAUUUUACAAAAAUUCAAGGCUCUUGGUUUGAAUACUAUUUCAAUUUAUGUUCAUUGGGGAUUGGUCAAUCCGAUCAAAGGAAGAACCGAUUGGAGUGGAUUUAGAUCUCUCCAACCGAUUUUCGAUGGUGCCAAAAAGAUGGGUCUUUGGGUGAUCGUACGUCCAGGUCCUUAUAUAAAUGCCGAGACUACAGCCGGUGGGAUUCCGGGUUGGGUCACUCAACUUAAUUGUUCACUUCGUACCAACGCUUCUGAGUUUGAUGAAGCAUGGCGACAAUAUUGGAUCGAAUUAGCUGAACUGAUUGAACCUAAUCAGAUUGGAAAACCUAAUGGAACGGUUCUUGCUGUACAAAUUGAAAAUGAGAUGAUUAGAUAUUUGAGUGAUGCUCAUUCUUUUCAAGGACAACCUAAUGGAAAAGAUGGGUAUAUGAACGAUCUUGAGCAAAGUUUGAAAGAGAAUGGGAUUUACGUACCUUUGACCUUCAAUGAUGCAGGUAUGGAUGAAAACUUUGUGCGUGGUACUGGAUCAGUAGAUAUAUAUGGAUUUGAUUCUUAUCCUCAAUCAUUUAAUUGUUCAAAUCCAUCAGAUUGGAAACCUGUGAUAGAUUCUUACGCCCGAUAUCAAUCUGAUCUUGAAACGAUGUUCCAAUUAAAUUCACCUCUUUAUAUACCAGAAUUUCAAGCUGGUGCAUUUGAUCCUUGGGGACCUCAUGCGGCUGGGUAUGAGAAAUGUCAAGAGUUGACUGGUAGUGAUUUUGAAUCGGUUUUUAACCUUAAUAAUUUGGCUGCAAAUGCCAAGAUGAUCAAUUAUUACAUGGUCUAUGGAGGUACUUCUUGGGGAUACUUGCCAUUUCCAGGAGUCUAUACAAGCUAUGAUUAUGGUGCACCUAUUUCAGAAGAUAGAACAUUAAAUGAAAAAUAUAUUGAAUUAAAGAGACAGAGUUUAUUUUUAAGAUCAUCUCAAGAUUUUUACAAGACUGAUCUGAUUAGUAAUUCACAUAAGAAAACUUAUUGUAUAGGUCAUCACCAGUCAGGAUUUGUGACCGAAUUAAGGAAUAGGGAAACUGGUGCUGCUUUUUAUAUUUUACGAGCUACUGAUUCAACCUCAAACCAGUUAACAGUUUGUACUUUGAGCGUUUUGACAUCUGUUGGUCCUAUUCUACUCCCAACAAUCGUCUUACGACCCCGACGGUCGAAGAUCUUAGUGACCGAUUAUACUACACGUACUGCUUCAAGUUUAGCUUCGAAUGACGAUUUACAAAUCAAAUUACUAUAUACCACAUCGAAUGUUUUGCUUUCAGCUCAUAUAGGUGGACAUAUAGUACUUUACCUAUUCUCCGAUCAUCAGAAUGAAGAACAAGCCAAGUCUACUGCAAAUAACCAGACUAGUGUACUCAAACUUCCUGGGUACAACUCCGGUCUAUCGAUAUCAAGAUGGGCUGAUGAAAAUCCUAAUGUGACACUUCAAAAAAGUGAUGAAGAAUAUUUGAAUAUCAAUUGGUCAGUGGAUCAACCCGAGGAAAUCGUCUCUAUACAAACCCCAAAAAGUGCUGUGAUUUUAACUUCGGAAGAGACUGCUGGACAAGUUUGGAAUCCGAUACUUGAUUCAAAUCCUUCGACUGGGGUGGUGAAAGAUAGUUUACUUAUUUGGGGUCCAUACUUGGUUCGAAAUGCUUCGAUUGAUCUAGCUAGUGGAAAAUCCACUUUAUGUAUAUGGGGAGAUGUGAUUGAAGGCCAAAAGACUGGGGUAUCAGCUUAUAUAGGAGGAUUGAAGAUCCAAAACGUUUCUUGGAAUGGAAAACUAAUCCGAAAGGUAAUUAAAUCUAGACAAGGGUUUUUAAGAUUUGAUUUACAUCCCAAUGAAUUUCAUCAAAAGAUGAUAAAGAGUCAAACAACUGAUUUCAAACAAGUUAAUGAUUAUCUUGAUCUUGGGAAUCUUCAAUGGAACUAUCGAGAUAGUUUACCUGAAUUAAAUGAAGGGUUUAGUGAUGAUGAUUGGGUAAAUGCUGAUCAUGAGCUGACGGUUAGUCCUUAUAAAAAACUUUAUGGAAAGUAUUACCUUUACGCAUGUGACUAUGGAUUCUGUAAUGGUGGGAUUGUAUGGCGAGGACACUUUAAUAGUGUUUGCAAUUCUAUUCCAACUCAACUUAGAUUGAUGAAUCAAGAUUCGUUUGGGAUUAGGUUGACUAUGUCUGGUGGUAGUUCAUUUGCUGCAUCAGUUUGGAUCAAUGAUGUUUUGAUAAACACAUCAGUUGCGAUGGAUUCAAACGUCACCGAAGAUGUAUAUAUCUUCCCGCGGAAUUCGAUUAAAGAAUGUGGACAUAAUGUUAUUACGAUUGUUCAAGAUUCGAUGGGUAUGGAUCAAACUGAAGGAGGGUUUUCUGAUACGGUUAAACAUCCUAGAGGUAUACUGGGUUAUCGGUUCGAAAAUGUAGAUGAGAAUCAAGUUGACGAGAUUCAAUGGAAACUUCAAGGUCAACUAGGAGGAUUUUAUUGGUUACCGGACCCUGAUCGUGGUAUCAUGAAUGAAAAUGGUUUCUUUGGGAUCAGAUCAGGAUGGCAUCUUCCUAAUUAUCCACUUCGAAACAGUUCAGAAUGGAUCAAAUCAUCACCCAUCAAGAAUGGAAUGAAUCAAGCAGGUAUCGGAUUUUAUCAUACUGAAAUUAAGUUAGAUCUACCAAAAGGUUAUGAUAUGAUGAUAAGUUUAAAUUUUGGAAAAGUGUUUGGUGAUGUAGGUGGAAAGGGAAAGGGUAGAUAUAGAGUAGAGUUUUGGAUUAAUGGAUGGAAUAUGGGUAGGUAUGUUUCGGAUCUUGGACCUCAAUUUAGGUUUCCGAUUCAUGAGGGUAUUCUUAAUUUUCAAGGUUUAAAUGAGUUAGGAUUGACAUUAUGGGCGAUGGAUAGACAAGGUGCUAAGCUUGAAAAGCUUUGGUUAAGAUUAGAUAAGGUCUUGGAAGGUGGGAUUGGAAGAGUUAAAAGCUCAAAUCCAGAGUUUGAGAUUUCUAAAAGAUUGAAGUCUUGA
Melampsora larici-populina 98AG31 is the source of this 3186-nucleotide messenger RNA. RefSeq names its product family 35 glycoside hydrolase. The record is from RefSeq and is a predicted model, not a curated record. Gene Ontology annotation, biological process: carbohydrate metabolic process. Gene Ontology annotation, cellular component: vacuole. Lineage: Eukaryota; Fungi; Basidiomycota; Pucciniomycetes; Pucciniales; Melampsoraceae. The transcript is spliced from 20 exons. The coding region runs from base 1 to 3186 and encodes 1061 amino acids. Gene Ontology annotation, molecular function: beta-galactosidase activity.